UGAGUGGGAGGAGCCGCAGGGUGCAGCAGGAUUUAGGGCACCAAUGGUAGCCUUGCCAGCGAUUUCUGUGGAGUCUUGGGCAAGUUCGCGGGACGCUGGGUCAACGCCACCUCCAGCACAAACGCCUAUCCCCUCUGCGAUGCAGCUUAUGACUUUCCCUGAUGGAUGAUCUCUGUGAAGCAAAUGGCACUUUUGCCAUCAACUUAUUAAAAAUGUUGGGUGAAAAGGACAACUCCCGAAAUGUGUUCUUCUCUCCCCUGAGCAUCUCUUCUGCCCUGGCCAUGGUCUUCAUGGGGGCCAAAGGAAACACAGCAGCCCAGAUGUCUCAGGCACUUUGUUUGAACAAAGGGGGAGAUGUCCACCAGGGUUUCCAGUCACUUCUCACAGAAGUUAACAAAGCCGGCGCUCAGUGCGUGCUGAGAAUGGCCAACAGACUCUUUGGAGAGAAGACGUGUGAUUUCCUUCCAGCCUUUAAGGAAUCCUGCCAGAAAUUCUAUCAGGCAGAGCUGGAGGAGCUGUCCUUUGCUGAAGACACCGAAGAAUGCAGGAAGCACAUAAAUGACUGGGUGACAAAAAAGACGGAAGGUAAGAUUUCAGAGAUACUGGGUGCUGGGACAGUCGGUCCCCUGACUAAGCUGGUCCUCGUGAAUGGUGUAUAUUUCAAAGGAAGGUGGAAUGAGCAAUUUGACAGAAAGCACACCAGGGGAAUGCGCUUUAAAGUCAACCAGGAGAAAAAGACAGUGCAGAUGAUGUUUAAGCAAGCUAAAUUUAAAAUGGGGUAUGUAGACGAAGUGCACACCCAGGUGCUGGAGCUGCCCUACGAAGGGGAGGAGCUGAGCAUGGUCAUUCUGCUGCCUGAUGAUGACACCGAGCUCCCUGUGGUGGAAAAAGCACUUACAUAUGAGAAGUUCAGAGCCUGGACAAAUCCAGAAAAGAUGGCUAAGGAUAAAGUUCAAGUUUUCCUUCCUCGAUUAAAGUUGGAGGAGAGUUAUGACUUAGAGUCUUUUCUUCGAAGUUUAGGAAUGACUGAUGCUUUUGAGGAAGCCAAAGCAGACUUUUCUGGAAUGUCAACCAAGAAGAACAUGCCUGUGUCUAAGGUCACGCACAAGUGCUUUGUAGAGGUCAAUGAGGAGGGCACAGAGGCAGCCGCGGCCACUGCUGUGAUCAGGAACAGCCGGUGCAGCAGAAGUGAACCAACAUUUUGUGCAGACCACCCUUUCCUUUUCUUCAUCAGGCAUCUCAAAACCAAUAGCAUUUUGUUCUGUGGCAGGUUCUCUUCUCCAUAAAGAGGUGCAACUGCUGUACAUAGGCUCCCUUUCCUUCUGCCCACCUGGCCUUAAUUCAAAUUCCGUGUGAGUAAAUUGGGCAAUAGUUUGAGCGCCAAAAUAAAGUGUGUGCACCUGG
This is a messenger RNA of Equus quagga, 1404 nucleotides long. RefSeq names its product serpin family B member 8 (gene SERPINB8). Gene Ontology annotation, biological process: negative regulation of endopeptidase activity. NCBI's taxonomy places the organism in Eukaryota, Metazoa, Chordata, Mammalia, Perissodactyla, Equidae. Gene Ontology annotation, molecular function: serine-type endopeptidase inhibitor activity. Bases 162 to 1286 code for a protein of 374 amino acids. The record is from RefSeq and is a predicted model, not a curated record. Gene Ontology annotation, cellular component: cytoplasm. The transcript is spliced from 7 exons.